Panicum hallii is the source of this 1911-nucleotide messenger RNA. RefSeq names its product F-box/kelch-repeat protein At1g30090. The transcript is spliced from 2 exons. NCBI's taxonomy places the organism in Eukaryota, Viridiplantae, Streptophyta, Magnoliopsida, Poales, Poaceae. The coding region runs from base 422 to 1636 and encodes 404 amino acids. The record is from RefSeq and is a predicted model, not a curated record. Gene Ontology annotation, molecular function: protein binding.
GGUAUUAAUUGGCUGCUUUGACCUCACCCUUCUUGUUCUUCUUCCCCACCUCCCUCUCUGCUGGUUUGGUGUCGCUGCCGGGCUGGUAGUGGUGGUGGUGGUUGUUGGAACAGGAGCGUCAGCUGCCAGCCGAGCCGAUGACGGGGAGGUGAAGAUCUUUUCCCCUCCCUUCGCCGCUUCGGCUUCAGCCAGGAGAAGGCGCCGGCCCCAAGGAAGCUGCCGUCUCCUUUUGCCGCCGGAGCCGGAGGAAGAGGGGUCUCCAGGCGGGCUGCUAUCGGUCCUUCCUCCGGCGAUUGUUUUUUUUUAUCUCUUCUCGUGGUCGAGGAAUUGAGGCCUCCUCCCCCCCCCCCGGGGAAGCAGCAGCUCGCUUGACUCGCUCCCCUGCGUCGACGAGGCUCGCCGCUGAAGCAGCAGGCGGAGCAUGCGCCGCGUCCGGGUGUCCUCCCACCAGGCCCCAGUCCACAAGCUCGGCGACGCGCAGAUGGCGCUCACGCCCAAGUUCCGCCUCGCCACCACCGCCCCCGCGCACCCGGAGGCCCCCCAGCAGCCGGCCUGGGAGACGCCGCUCAUCCCGGGCCUCCCCGACGACGCCGCGCUCGGCUGCCUCCUCCGCCUCCCCGUCGAGGCGCACGCGGCCUGCCGCCUCGUGUGCCGCCGCUGGCGCCACCUCCUCGCCGACAAGGCGCGCUUCUUCGCGCAACGGAGGGCGCUGGGCCUCCGCACCCCCUGGCUCUUCACCCUCGCCUUCCACCGCUGCACGGGGAAGAUCCAGUGGAAGGUGCUCGACCUCGGCCACCUCACCUGGCACGCCAUCCCCGCCAUGCCGUGCCGGGACCGGGCGUGCCCGCGUGGGUUCGGCUGCGUCGCCAUUCCCAGCGACGGCACGCUCCUCGUCUGCGGCGGCCUCGUCUCCGACAUGGACUGCCCCUUGCACCUGGUUCUCAAGUAUGACAUCUACAAGAACAGGUGGACGGUCAUGACAAGGAUGAUCGCUGCUCGCUCCUUCUUUGCCGGUGGCGUGAUCGAUGGUCGGGUUUAUGUCGCCGGGGGUUAUAGCACCAACCAGUUUGAGCUGAAUUCCGCGGAGGUUCUUGAUCCUGAUAAGGGUGUUUGGCAACCGAUUGCUAGUAUGGGCAUGAACAUGGCCUCGUCGGACUCUGCUGUCAUCAGUGGUAGGCUGUAUGUCACUGAAGGAUGCGCCUGGCCGUUCUUCUCGUCGCCGAGAGGGCAGGUUUAUGAUCCGAAGAUCGACCGGUGGGAGGCGAUGCCGGUUGGAAUGCGCGAAGGUUGGACGGGACAGAGUGUGGUCAUCGAUGGGCAUCUGUUUGUCAUUUCAGAGUACGAGAGGAUGAAGGUUAAGAUCUAUGAUCCGCAGACAGAUUCAUGGGACUCGGUCAGUGGCCCUCCGAUGCCCGAGCGGAUUAUGAAGCCCUUCUCCGUCAGUUGUCUGGACAGCAAGAUUGUUGUCGUUGGCCGAGGUCUCCAUGUAGCAAUUGGGCAUGUUGAGAAGCAACCUGCUGGCGGCGGCAAUUCUGAUAGCAGGAGUUCAAACUACUCCAUUUGUUGGCAAGAUGUGGAUGUUCCUAAGGAAUUCAGUGAUCUGACACCUUCAAGCAGCCAGAUUCUGCAUGCUUAAUUUAUCUUCGAGCCGUGGUGAUCUGCAAAAAUAUCCCAGCUGAUCAACCUUCUCCGGUACAAUGACUGAUCAACUGUUUAAACUGCCCGUACAACUGUUGUGUUCUGUAUAGUAGGCUCUUUUCCAGUCAGAUCUCCACGGUCUGGAACUGUUGUACCUGUAAAGAAAUAAAUCGAGUUUCUCCAGAACAGAGAGACAAACUGAGACCCUGUUGUAAGUAUAUGCUUGUCAGUUCUUGAACAGGAAGUUCUAUUUCGUUCUUUGGUCUUCACAUU